Notolabrus celidotus (New Zealand spotty) is the source of this 1605-nucleotide messenger RNA. RefSeq names its product carboxypeptidase O-like. Gene Ontology annotation, biological process: proteolysis. Gene Ontology annotation, molecular function: metallocarboxypeptidase activity; zinc ion binding. The record is from RefSeq and is a predicted model, not a curated record. The transcript is spliced from 10 exons. NCBI's taxonomy places the organism in Eukaryota, Metazoa, Chordata, Actinopteri, Labriformes, Labridae. The coding region runs from base 243 to 1325 and encodes 360 amino acids.
GAUAACAGUUGAGAAAGGCGUUGCCGAUCACCCACCAAAAAAAGAUGAACGGCAGAGAGUUUUGGGACACAUGGUCAUCCAAAUGAGAAAGGUCUGAGUUUAAACAUUAACCAACACCAUGGGGCAAAGGUGUGUCUUUAUCUGAUGGAUGUCUUCUAUAAAGACUGGUAACAUCUUGAAGUGACUGUCAGCUGGAGUCAGUAGUAAGCAAGGAUUGUACUGAAGAAAACAAAACAAAGACAAUGCUUAACUUUGUUGGACUGAGCCUUGUGGCGUUGCUUUCGAUGAUUGGAGCAGCCACCGUUGAAAGCAGAGCUGACUGUGACUACUACAAAUACCACCCCAUGUCAGAGAUCAGUAAAUGGAUGGUUCAGAUGGAGAAGGAAAACCCUGAUCUUGUGACCAUCAUGGACUAUGGAAAAACCUAUGAGAAGAAGACUAUUAGCUUGCUCAAGAUCGGGGUCAAAAGUGGAGAGAGGAAGAAAGCUGUCUGGAUGGACUGUGGUAUUCACGCCAGGGAAUGGAUCGCCCCAGCCUUCUGUCAGUACUUUGUCAGACAGAUAUUGGACGCAUACAAAACAGACCCCAAAAUGGAAGAGAUGAUGAAGAACAUGGACUUCUACGUCACCCCUGUGCUGAACAUAGACGGCUACACCUUCUCCUGGACGAACGACUCUACUCGACUGUGGAGGAAGAACAGGUCACCAGGACCAAAAGGCUGCGACUGUUAUGGAACUGAUCUCAACCGCAACUUUGACGCCUACUGGGGGACAAUUGGUGUGUCGUUCGACUGCUGCCAACAGACCUACUGUGGCACCGGACCCACAUCAGAGCCAGAGGCCCAGGCUGUUACAUAUUUUGUAGGAACCCGGAAGGAAGACUUCCUGUGUUUCCUCACCAUCCACUCCUACGGCCAGCUGCUCCUGCUUCCCUACGGAAACCCCAACUACACCGCCCCCAACUACAAAGAGCUGAUGGAGGUGGGUUUGGCUGCAGCUGACGCCAUACGGAAGGUCCACGGAAAGAACUACACUGUUGGAACCUCACCGGACGUAUUGUACCCAAAUGCUGGUUCAUCCAGAGACUGGUCUCGCAAGCAGGGCAUCCCCUUCACCUACACCUUUGAGCUAAGAGACAACGGAACAUACGGAUUCAAACUCCCAGAGGAUCAAAUCAAGCCGACCUGCGAGGAAGCCUACAGCGGAGCCCUGCACAUCAUCACCUACGCCCACGACAAGACUUUUAGUGGCGCCAUCGCAACCGCUGCUGCAACCCUGUGGAUGUUAGUGCUGGCUGUGGGGGUCACCGGCACCAAUCAGAUGUAAAGUGCAGAACAUUUGAGGGUGGAGACCAAAACUUGACUCAGAGUAGGUUUCAGGAACAGUUCCAGUUUUUUAAGAUGUGUUUACAAUGUGUUUUAUUGUCAUUUGAGGUGGAUUUUUUGUGUACAUGAAUUAUGAUCCAUAUUAUUAUUGUGUAUUUGUGAAUGAAAAUAAUGUAUGUUUGGUUCAAAGCUGUUGUAAAGAGUGUUUUAUGAUCUGAAAUGUGUUUUCCUGUACUUGAUACAAUGUUCUUUUUUAUCACAAAAUAUUAAAGGCAUAUACC